This is a messenger RNA of Amoebophrya sp. A25, 3547 nucleotides long. NCBI's taxonomy places the organism in Eukaryota, Dinophyceae, Syndiniales, Amoebophryaceae. The record is from the annotation of a GenBank genome assembly.
GAACAAAGCACAACCGCCGGAAGCCCUACUCCUGCAGCGUACCGGCAUAGGGGUUAUGCUGUAGGCGAUCACAUUCCGACGCAAACUUUUGUCUCAAGGGAGAACGACUAUGUUCGUCACUUACAGGAGCAAGAGGACCUCGCACGAAGACAAGAGGAGGACGACUAUGCGCUCGCAGCUAGCCUUGAAGCAGAAGAGAGGAGAUUGUAUGCAGCUUCUAAUACCACCGCUGCUAGUUCCGGAAGAAAAUCAACUGACUCCUCCUCAUCUGGAAGUGCGUCUUCUAGUAGUAGAAAUCGAAAAAUUCAGGUGGGCACAUCGAAAUCCGCCUCGUCCUCGCGUCCUCUCCCUCCAUCAGGUGGUGGUUAUGAAGAUGCGGAGUUGACCUACGCAGAACGCGCUGCUCUAGGCCAUUAUAUGCAGAAGGAUGCGCGAGAACAGGCAGCAGCACGACGUCUAGGUCUAGAGCAUUCUUCAAACAACUAUGCUGCUCGAGCCGGUGGUGAUAGAUUUCAUAGACCUGUGCCUCCUUCACAGAGUGACCUGCAUUUUCCGGCUAUGCCUGUCGGUUCUCCAAAAAGUUCGAAGGAUGGAACUCCUGGCACUGGAGGACACGCAAGAGGACCUCGCUACGAACACACGAGAGCACUUUUUCAAGCACCGCCACGUGGACCUUUGGGUGGGAACGUGGUGGGCGUGGGUGCAUCUGGUUCGAGUAUGGGUAACAGGGGUACACCAGCUGGUAGAAGUAGAACAACUAACGAUCAGCGGGCUUGUCCAACGGUUUCCACGCGCCCCGUGGUGUUGCACAAAGAGGCUGAAAAAUAUGAAGCCUUCUGCCUGGACAUUCUCGCGAGUGGGAGCUGGGGGCUCUACAUUCGUGAACGGCUGGCUCACUGGAUCGCCCGCUUAGUGGACCCUAUAAUCAGCGCAGGCGAAACUACACCUUCGUCGCACAACAAGCCAAGGAGCAACUCCAGAGAUCAGCAAAUGUCAACGCCGGCUACCUCACCAGUGCUCCCACCUCCAGCAAUAUCCUCUAAGUCGGUUGUAUCUGUCACAACAUCAGCACCUGGUUUGAACAACAACAAGUCCGGCGCGUUCGAUAAAGCGUCUGCUGCCUUUGAUAAUGCGUCAUCUCUGGUGCAAUUCCAGUAUAACGCAGCUGGAGAAACUUGGUGGAAGUGUGUGGUGAAGUGGACAAGUAAAGACCCGCGAGUGCAACCUGGCAGUAACUUGAUGUUUGGCUCAGAAGCGCAUGCGAUCGGGUAUGGGCCUACGAAGAGAGACGCGCAGGAUGUAGCGCGGGCUUACAUUUUAGAGGAGCUUGGUCUAUGCCGCGACUUCGCCGACCUCCGCUUAUCGGCUUUGGAUGUUGCUUCUACUGCUGGUUCUAGUACGGCAUUCGGCGAUCGCCUAGAGAGAAGUCUGCAUUUGCUCCCUGCCAUCUUUUGGGACCGCAUCUUGCUUCCUGCGUUUGCCCUAGCUUGUAGAAGCGGUAAGUGGUCCCACGUAAUAGACGCAUUGUGGAACGUAGCAACCGUUGCCAUGGACUUGUACCGACCAGCGAAGCCGUUUGAGUCACCGACCGAAGCAACCCGCUUUAUCGUCGAGAAAAUGCGAGAUCCGGAGGAAGCGAGGAGACUGCCGAGUAAGUUUCUGACUGUAGAGCAGUACCGGGACAUGCUGGAGGUCGUCGCAUACAGUGUAUCCGGCGAAAGUGUAGUUGCAGAUUUGGUUGACGGGCCGUUGCGCAACUUGCUGAAAGAUCCUCGCAGUUGCGUCACAAUGGCUAUUGGUGGAGCUGAAUACUUUUCUCGGCUACACGAAAUAGCGCUUCUAGAAAAGAGCGCAUCUUUGGCGGAGAGCAAAGCAGCGAUACCGGUUCAAGAUGAAGCGAAAGUACUGCAUGGGGACGGACGCAAUGCGGUGGGAAGGAUUGCGGUGCAGUUGGACCUCUUUACACUGUUAAGUGAACCACAUCAAACUGGUGGAGGAGAGCAAGGUCAGGCAGGCGCAAUCUUCUCCUCGAAAAAGAAGCGAGAGCCUCGAGCUUUGGGCACACUUGUCCAUCUUACACCGGCUUCCGGUGAAUCAGGGAAUGCUUCUAGACGACGCAGGGAAGAGUUUCAAAACAUGCGACUGCUGGCAAGGGAAGAGGAUGUUGAUGAAAACGAAAAUAACACUAGAAGUACUAGUAGCGGAAAACGAUGCAGAAGUGCACGCACAUCAGUCGAUGAUGGUUUUUUUGAGAUUGUUGGACCCUCUGACUUGGAUGACACCAUGGCUGCAUUACAGCUAUCUCUCCGAGGUAACGUUGGAAGAGGUGGCCAGAAGUUUUCGCUUAGCACAGCUUCUCUCAGACAAGUGGAAUUAGAGUAUCGACCAGCUGGAAUCUGCGCAUUUUUGCAGCAGCAAGAAGAAGGGUUCUUAAAUUUUCACCCUGGGGAUUGCGUAGAAGUGCGGCCAGUAUGGGAUUUGGUCGAAGUUUCGGAACGACGCCAGUCAGAAGCACUGUCGCAGUUGUGUCUGUCAGUGGAAGGUUUCAACCCCGUUUUACGUCGUCAAAUCAUUUACGAAGAUCCGCGGACGCUUGAUACCGUUGCACGGCCUAACAUCUACCGGCUGUCGCCCGGCACUGGCACAUCUUCUGGCUUUGCAAGCACUGGCACCGUUUUGGAUUCGCACUACCCAACCCGGAAGGAGUUCAGACCUGCUGACGUGGAGCGGGCAACUAAUGGCGUGUCUGCAGACACGCAACUGUCGAAGACACAGACAGAUGCUAUUGUCCGCAGUCAGAACGCGCCGACGGGUGCGAUCACUUUCGUUCGCGGACCUCCAGGAACUGGGAAAACAUUUGCGGCUGCGGAGAUUGUCUAUAACUGGUACCAGAGCGACGGAGGCCAUGGUACGAGUGUUCAGCGCACGACACUUGCGAAGAGCGCAAAGACGUCUGGGAUUUUAGCAGUCGCACAAUCUAAUGGUGCAGCCAACAUUUUGAUGAACUACUUGUGGGCACGUGAUCUGCCCUCCUUGAGACACGGAAGUUCUGAAGCUAAGAAAGCAACAAAAGAGAGGAUUUCUGGAUGGCGAGUCUUCCAUAAAAAGCGGGACGAUAUGGCAGGUUUACGUUUUCUGAAAAGAUUUGAAGAGUGGGCGUCGCUUGAAGAAGAGCUCUCUUCAGCCUUACGUACAGGAGACGUUGACAAGGCUGAGCGCUUGGAGGCAAAAGCAGCGAAGAUUGAGGAACGACAAAACCGUGAAGAGAUGGAGAGGGAACAAAAGCGAGGAGAAUCUAACUCUACAAGUUCUUCGAGCAGACGUAGAGAUGAGAACCUACAAGGAUCAGCAUCAAGCACAAAGGGGCAACAUCUUCAUCAGAGUGCUUCACAAAAACCCUUUCGAACCGAUAUGCAAACGGUGACGCGACGUGUGCGGGAAAACCACAGAAAAUGGAUGACUCACGUCCUGCACAAUCAUCCGCGUCUGCCCGUUAUUGCGACAAAUGAUGGAGCCGGGAGCGAAGCGCUUGUCAAGCUGUCAAGAC